This is a messenger RNA of Thalassophryne amazonica, 1967 nucleotides long. It is a transcript of the gene cct6a, whose product is annotated as chaperonin containing TCP1, subunit 6A (zeta 1). Bases 96 to 1691 code for a protein of 531 amino acids. Lineage: Eukaryota; Metazoa; Chordata; Actinopteri; Batrachoidiformes; Batrachoididae. Gene Ontology annotation, cellular component: chaperonin-containing T-complex. The record is from RefSeq and is a predicted model, not a curated record. Gene Ontology annotation, molecular function: ATP binding; ATP-dependent protein folding chaperone; ATP hydrolysis activity. Gene Ontology annotation, biological process: protein folding. The transcript is spliced from 13 exons.
GCUUUCUGGAACGUGACUCUCCCUUUAGCGCUUCAGCUAAAGCAGAGCACAGCAGUCUGUACCAGUGUUACUUUUUCUACUGUUACGGCUUUGCGAUGGCUGCCGUGAAAGCUCUGAACCCCAAAGCAGAGGUGGCCAGGGCUCAGGCCGCUCUAGCGGUCAACAUAAGUGCCGCCCGCGGACUUCAGGAUGUGUUAAGAAGUAAUCUGGGACCGAAAGGGACCAUGAAAAUGUUGGUGUCUGGUGCAGGAGAUAUAAAGCUCACUAAAGAUGGUAAUGUCCUCUUACAUGAGAUGCAAAUUCAGCAUCCCACAGCAUCACUUAUUGCUAAGGUUGCUACAGCGCAAGAUGACAUUACAGGAGAUGGAACCACCUCCAAUGUCCUCAUCAUUGGUGAACUCUUGAAGCAGGCUGACCUCUAUGUGUCAGAGGGCCUUCAUCCGCGAAUUAUUGUUGAGGGAUUUGAAGCAGCUAAAGAGAAAGCCUUGGCUGUUUUGGAGGAGAUUAAAGUGACACAGAAAAUGGACAGAGAAACCCUCAUCAAUGUAGCACGCACCUCUCUUAGGACAAAAGUCCACACAGAGCUGGCAGACCUUCUCACUGAGGCUGUGGUAGAUGCUGUGUUGGCCAUAGCUAAACCUAAUGAGCCCAUCGACCUGUACAUGGUUGAAAUCAUGGAGAUGAAACAUAAGACUGACUGCGAUACACAUUUGAUCAGAGGUUUGGUGUUGGACCACGGUGCUCGCCAUCCAGACAUGAAGAAGAGGGUGGAGGAUGCCUACGUGCUGACAUGCAAUGUUUCUUUGGAGUAUGAAAAGACAGAGGUCAACUCCAGCUUUUUCUACAAAAGUGCUGAGGAAAGAGAGAAGCUUGUGGCAGCAGAAAGGAAGUUUAUUGAGGAUCGAGUGCAAAAGAUCGUUGCCUUGAAGAACAUGGUCUGUCCUAAUGGAGAGAAGGGUUUUGUUGUUAUUAAUCAGAAGGGUAUUGACCCACUCUCUCUGGAUGCCCUCGCCAAAGAAGGUAUCGUAGCACUGCGUAGAGCAAAGAGGCGAAAUAUGGAGAGACUCACCCUUGCUUGUGGCGGCAUUGCCAUGAAUUCGGUUGAUGGCCUCACACCUGAGUGCUUGGGAAAUGCUGGGUUGAUUUAUGAAUACACACUGGGAGAGGAGAAGUACACUUUCAUUGAGAAGUGUGUAAACCCUCGCUCUGUGACGCUGCUGCUGAAGGGACCCAACAAACACACCCUCACACAGAUCAAAGAUGCUGUCAGAGAUGGCUUGCGGGCAGUCAAGAAUGCUAUUGAAGAUGGUUGUGUUGUGUCGGGAGCAGGCGCAUUUGAGGUGGCUGUGGCAGAUGCUUUGGUAAAACACAAGCCUAAUGUGAAAGGGAGAGCCCAGCUUGGUGUCCAAGCAUAUGCAGAUGCACUCCUGGUCAUUCCUAAGGUUUUGGCCCAAAACUCUGGCUACGACCCACAGGAAACUCUUCUGAAGCUGCAGAUGGAGUACAAAGAGUCUGGCCAGCUGGUUGGAGUAGACCUCAGCACAGGGGAGCCCAUGGUGGCUGGAGAGGCUGGUGUGUGGGAUAACUACAGUGUCAAGAAACAGCUUCUUCAUUCAUGCACGGUGAUCGCCAGCAACAUCUUGUUGGUAGAUGAGAUCAUGCGAGCUGGAAUGUCUUCUCUUAAAGGUUAAAGGUCAACUAAAGAAGCUGCAGGUGUUCUCCUCACAGGGAUGGUUGUUAACCUGAUGUUUCAGUCAACGCUUUCCUGAUCUUGCACUCUGAAGCACCCCGGCCUGGUGACCAACCCAUUGUAACCUCUGGCAUCUAUCACAGUAUCUGUCAGAAACAUCUCUGGUAGUCAUGGGUUUGUCAACGUCUCCAUGAUGGGUUUAUUUAUGAGAUUCGUUUGAAGCACUGACCUCUGCUGAUCUGUCUGGUUUCUACCCAUUAAAUAUUUUUUUGGUUCU